AUGCUGUCUAGAUGUUCAAUAGUGAGCAAGCGGCUCUUCUCGACUACGAGAGUUUCCCUUGAAAAAAGUCCUACUGGAGUGGUCUUCAUGAACAUGGGAGGACCCUCAACGGUACCCGAGACAAGAGACUUUUUAUACCAGCUUUUCUCAGAUAACGACCUCAUUCCUAUCAGUAAGAAAUACCAACCAUUGAUAGCCAAGUAUAUCAGCAAAUUUCGCACUCCCAAAAUCGAGAAGCAAUACGAGCAAAUCGGAGGAUCACCAAUCCGUAAAUGGUCCGAAUAUCAAGCGAAAAAGGUGUGUGAGAUUUUGGACAAAUCCUGUCCUGAAUCCGCACCGCACAAGCCGUAUGUGGCUUUCCGAUACGCUAGGCCCCUCACCAAUGAAACCUACCAACAAAUGCUCAAAGACGGUGUGCAGAAAGCAGUGGCCUUUUCACAAUAUCCACAGUUCUCGUAUUCGACUACUGGAUCCUCCAUCAACGAGCUGUGGAGACAGAUCAAGAAACUAGACCCCGAAAGAUCCAUCUCUUGGUCUGUGAUCGACCGUUGGCCAACCCAUAAGGGCCUUGUCAAGGCCUUUGCCACGAACAUUCAAAAAAGACUUGAGGAUUUCCCAGAGGAAGUGCGGAAAGACGUGGUUCUACUGUUUUCUGCACAUUCUUUGCCCAUGGAUGUUAUCAACACCGGUGAUGCUUACCCAGCCGAAGUAGGUGCCACUGUCUACAGCGUAAUGAGCGAGCUGAAAUUCUCCAACCCUUACAGACUCGUUUGGCAAUCACAGGUCGGGCCCAAACCAUGGUUGGGUGCUCAAACCGCAGAUGUUACAGAGUGGCUGGCUCCUUCACAAAAGGGCUUGAUUUUGAUACCCAUCGCUUUCACUUCAGACCACAUUGAGACCUUAUUUGAGCUGGAUUUGGAAGUCAUUGGCGAAUCCGAGUAUAAAGAUAAAAUAAAACGUUGUGAGUCACUCAACGGCAGUGAAAUUUUCAUUGAAGGGUUGGCAGAUUUGGUUAAGGACCAUUUACAGAAGGGUGAACUCUACUCUAAACAAUUACCGCUAGACUUCCAAUUAGGAAAGUCAAAUGACACUUUUGAACAUCCAUCACAAGUGUUCGGUGAUCAUUCCAAUAAAAGCUCUUCCCCUCAAUGA
Messenger RNA from Lachancea lanzarotensis, 1152 nucleotides. RefSeq names its product LALA0S10e05138g1_1 (gene HEM15). Bases 1 to 1152 code for a protein of 383 amino acids. Lineage: Eukaryota; Fungi; Ascomycota; Saccharomycetes; Saccharomycetales; Saccharomycetaceae. Gene Ontology annotation, molecular function: protoporphyrin ferrochelatase activity. The transcript has a single exon. Gene Ontology annotation, biological process: heme biosynthetic process. The record is from RefSeq and is a predicted model, not a curated record.